AACUUCUGACAACACACAAAACACUUUUACUUUUUCCCAUCACGUGAUCUUGCAAUCCCCUUCAAGUUGUAUUAACCCACGCGCCAUUUCUCUCUCUCUCUCUCUCUCUCGAUCACUCUGUUGUUCUUUUCUUCUUGUUUUCUAACACUUCCUUUGCAAGUUCUAUUCUUGCUUCACUGCUCUUGCAGAUCUGUCACUGCUGGGCAAAGGAAAUGGGGUUCAUUUCUAGAAAGAUUUUCCCAGCAUGUGGGAGCAUGUGUGUGUGUUGUCCUGCUAUGAGGUCAAGAUCUCGGCAACCAGUAAAGCGUUACAAAAAAUUGCUUUCAGAGAUCUUCCCUAAAUCUCCUGAUAGCCCUCCAAAUGAUAGGAAAAUUGUCAAAUUAUGUGAAUAUGCUGCCAAAAAUCCCUUUCGAAUCCCAAAGAUUGCAAAACAUCUUGAGGAAAGGUGCUACAAAGAACUGCGAUCAGAGCACAUCAAACUAAUCAAUAUUGUUACAGAGGCUUACAAUAAGAUGCUUUGCUUUUGUAAGGAGCAGAUGGCAUAUUUUGCUUUAAGUUUGCUGAAUGUGGCUAAUGAACUGCUGGACAACUCUAAGCAAGAUGCUGUUCAGAUACUUGGAUGCCAAACUUUGACAAGGUUCAUUUAUGGUCAGGCAGAUGGCACUUACACACAUAACAUUGAAAGUUUUGUGCACAAAGUAUGUAAGCUGGCACGUGACCAUGGGGUGGAAGAUCAAAGGCAUGGUUUAAGGGCCUCAAGCUUGCAGUGCAUUUCAGCCAUGUUGUGGUUCAUGGCAGAGUUCUCCUGCAUUUUUGCUGAUUUUGAUGAGAUUGUGAACGCGAUAUUAGAUAACUAUGUGCCAGAUACUGAAAGUGCAUAUGAUGAUGAGAGAGGGGAGCCACAUCAUAAUUGGGUGGACGAAGUGGUUAGAUGUGAGGGCAAAGGUGCAGGUGGUGGUGGUGAUACUAGUCCCAGUGGCAUGAUGAUCAGGCCUCGUCCAGAGAGAAAAGAUCCUACUCUUUUGACAAGUGAAGAGGUGGAGACACCUAAAGUAUGGGCACAAAUUUGUGUUCAGAGAAUGGUUGAAUUGACCAAGGAGAGUACAGCUAUGCGCAGGGUAUUGGAUCCAAUGUUCAUAUACUUCGAUUCUAGACGUCACUGGGUUCCGCAGCAAGGGUUGGCCUUGAUUGUUUUGUCUGAUAUGGCCUAUCUGAUGGAGACUUUGGGGAAUCAGCAGUUGAUUUUAGCUGCUGUGAUACGCCAUCUGGACCACAAAAAUGUUGUGCAUGAUCCCGAACUUAAGUCUCAGGUCAUACAAGUUGCUUCAUCUCUAGCUAGGCAAAUUAGAUCAGGAGCAGUGCUGGCAGAAAUUGGUUUUGUCAGUGAUCUGUGCAGGCAUUUGAGGAAAAGUUUUCAAGCCACUGUUGAAUCAGCUGGAGAACAAGAAUCAACUUUGAAUAUCUCACUCCAGAACGCUAUUGAAGAUUGCUUACUUGAAAUAGCUAAAGGGAUUGGUGAUACGCGGCCACUAUUUGACAUGAUGGCAAUAACAUUGGAGAAACUUCCAUCAGCUGGAGUUGUUGCUCGAGCAACCAUUGGAUCAUUGAUGAUUCUUGCUCAUGUGAUUUCUUUAGCAUCAAUAUCUUCUCGUUCACAGAAGGUGUUUCCAGAAGUGCUUCUUGCUCAAAUUUUGAAAGUAAUGCUGCAUCCAAAUGUUGAGACACGUGUUGGAGCUCACCAGAUAUUUUCAGUUCUUCUCUUCCCAAGUUCUAAUCAUCAGCGACAGACAGUUGCAUCUCUGCGAUCUGGUUAUCUCUAUGAACCACGAAAAUGGCAUUCUAAUACAGCAUCUACAUCUACUUCAAUUUCAGCUCUACUUGAAAAGCUCCGGAAAGAUAAAAAUGUAAUCAAAAUGGGAAAGAAUGGAUAUAAUGUACCUGAUGAUAUUAAAGGAAGGGACUUUGUGGAAGAUGACUGGAAGCAGGGCCACACCCGCAAGAGUUCUCCUAACUUUUACAAAUUAAGUUCUAUUAUUGACGGGAAAGCUGGAGCAACUAACUUGGCUGAUGCGGAACCAUAUGUUAUGAAGUUUAGUGAGGAUCAGAUAAUGCAGCUGCUGUCUGCCUUUUGGGUUCAAGCCACUCUUCCUGAUAACGUGCCUUCAAAUAUUGAAGCUAUAGCUCAUUCUUUCAUCUUAACACUUAUUUCUGUACGCUUGAAGAACCCAAAUGACAAUCUUGUGGUUCGCUUCUUCCAGCUUCCUCUGUCUCUCAGGAGCUUAUCCUUGGACCCUAACAAUGGGAUGUUGCCUUCGGUGUGCCAGAGAUCAAUCCUUGUUCUGUCAACAGGCAUGCUGAUGUUUGCGGCCAAAAUAUUUAACAUUCCUGAUCUGAAUGAUUUGUUCAAGACCUUAAUUCCUCAUGAUAUUGAUCCCUAUCUGGGCAUCAGUGAUGACCUUCAAGUAUAUGUAAAGCCUCAGGCAGAUGUGAGAGGAUAUGGAUCCUAUUCUGAUAAUCAACUGGCCACCUCAAUACUCUUUGAGUUACGGAACAAGAUGCAUGAGUCUGACAAGGCCAUACUGGAUGUGAUAACUCAGAAUUUGUCAACCAUAACUGAGUUGGAGGCAGAUGAGCUGGCAAGACAACUUUCAGAACCAUUCACACCGGAUGAUGCAUUCGUGUUUGGCUCGCGAACAACACUUGCCAUAAACCACAAUCAGAUGAUUUCCCCUUCGGAAUCACUCUCGUUUGAUGAGGAUGUUACAUCGACUCUCCUGGCUGAGGAUGAUGCCAUAAGUGAAACAUCUGUUGCUGACCUUUCUCGCUUCAUUCCCAAAGUGCCUCCAUCUCCUUCUAUCUCCCACAUUAUCAGCAUUGGACAGCUUAUGGAAUCAGCACUUGAGGUAGCUGGUCAAGUGGCAGGAUCAACCAUCUCUACAUCACCCCUUCCAUACAACACAUUGACUGGCCAUUGUGAAGCACUGGGCUCUGGCACAAGGCAGAAGCUAUCCAAUUGGUUGGUCCACGAAAAUCACUAUGCCAGAGCUUCCGACAAACCUUCAUUUCCUGCAAAUGAAUGCUUAGCUCUCAAGAAGAUUAUGAGCGAGGAUGAACCUGUUCAAGGAGCCAUGAUGGUGCAGAAGCCAUGGCUGGCGAUGAAGCUGCCUCCUGCAAGCCCUUUUGACAACUUCCUGAAAGCAGCUAGAUGUUAAAAGGAAGACUGGAAGUGAGAAGGCACCCACAUACAUAAAAACCUGUCAGUGUUUUGUAAAGUGUUAGGCAGUGAUUUAGAAGUUGUGUACUCUUGUAGAGGGUGUAGUUUAGGACCUUUAGGUUUAUGCUUUGUUUUUAGUUGGACUUGGUUAAACAUUUGAGGGC
Molecule: messenger RNA, 3378 nt
Organism: Pistacia vera
Lineage: Eukaryota; Viridiplantae; Streptophyta; Magnoliopsida; Sapindales; Anacardiaceae
Product: protein EFR3 homolog A
Exons: 21
Coding region: 213-3212 (999 amino acids)
Source: RefSeq, a predicted model, not a curated record